Scleropages formosus (Asian bonytongue) is the source of this 1517-nucleotide messenger RNA. It is a transcript of the gene paqr7b, whose product is annotated as progestin and adipoQ receptor family member VII, b. The record is from RefSeq and is a predicted model, not a curated record. The transcript has 2 exons. Gene Ontology annotation, biological process: response to steroid hormone. The coding region runs from base 157 to 1236 and encodes 359 amino acids. Gene Ontology annotation, molecular function: nuclear steroid receptor activity; steroid binding. Gene Ontology annotation, cellular component: plasma membrane. Lineage: Eukaryota; Metazoa; Chordata; Actinopteri; Osteoglossiformes; Osteoglossidae.
UUUUUAUUUGCUUUCCACAAUGCGGCUUGCAACGGCUAUGCGCGUCCACAGGAAGAUGAGUUUGUAGCUGGAAGAGUGACAGUGCAACAUUACACCCCAGGCUGCCCGAGGUAUGCGAGAACGUGUUGUGUGCGGCUGCGGAGGGGAAACACGCAGAUGCGCAUCCCUUCCGUCGUUAUGGCGACGGUGGUGAUGGAGCAGAUUGGACGGCUCUUCAUCAAUGCCCAGCAGCUCCGUCAGGUGCCCCGCCUCCUGGAGUCAGCCUUCCCCACAUUGCCCUGCACUGUUAAGGCGGCUGAUGUGCCCUGGGUGUUCCGCGAGCCUCACAUCUUGGCUGGAUAUCGGUUACCUGACCAGAGCUGGCGCUACUACUGCCUGACCCUGUUCCAACGCCACAACGAGGCUGUCAAUGUGUGGACGCACCUGGCCGCAGCCCUGGUGAUCCUGGUCAAGUUCUGCCAGCUGGCUGAGACUGUGGACUUCCUGCGAGACCCACACGCCCAGCCCCUCUUCAUUGUGCUCUUGUCCGCCUUUACCUACCUGGCGUGCAGCGCUCUGGCACACCUACUCUCGGCCAAGUCGGAGCUGUCCCACUAUACCUUCUACUUCCUGGACUACGUGGGUGUGGCUGUCUACCAGUACGGCAGCGCCUUGGCCCACUUCUACUAUGCCAUUGAGGAGGAGUGGCACUCCUGCAUGUGUGGUCUCUUCCUACCUGCUGCCGCCUUCCUUGCUUGGCUCUCUUGUGCUGGCUGCUGCUAUGGCAAGUACGCAAGCCAUCGGAUGCCCCGCUUUGCUCACAAGCUCUUUCAGGUGGUGCCUUCAGGCUUGGCCUACUGCCUGGACAUCAGCCCUGUGGUUCACCGCAUCGUUGGGUGCUGGCGACAGGGCUGUGCUGACCCGGCUGUUUCUUACCAUGGCUACCAGGUGCUCUUUUUCCUAGCUGGGGCAUACUUCUUUGCCUGCCCACACCCAGAGCGCUGGUUCCCGGGUCGCUGUGAUUUCCUGGGCCAGGGCCACCAGAUCUUCCAUGUGUUUCUGGUGCUGUGCACGCUGGCACAGCUGGAGGCCGUAUGGCUCGACUAUGGCACUCGGAGGUCCCUCUACGAGCGGCUGCACGGUGACCUUGCGCAUGACUCGGUUGCCCUCUUUGUGUUCACUGCCUGCUGCAGUGUGCUCACAGCUGUCUAUGUGCGCAACCGUGUGUGUGCCCUCCUUAAGGACAAACAGGAGUAAAGAUGUGACACUCAGAUACACAUGCCUCCCACAUACAGUACAUGCAAAGAACACAGUAAACAUUCUAAGAAACUUUAACACCAAGCUACUUCUAAGACCUUGGUUUAUUUUUCUCUGGUUUGCCCAUAGACACCUGACAACAAGGGCACUGUUUUACUGCGGUAUAUGCCACACAGCAUGCGUUCUGUGAAUAGCAAUUUGUGUCAUUUUGGGAGAGCUGACCAAUAAAGCUUCUCACAGGCUGCAGAAGCGUUGUGGUCUGGGAACAGACUUUGAUUUAG